Molecule: messenger RNA, 13563 nt
Organism: Anas platyrhynchos (mallard)
Lineage: Eukaryota; Metazoa; Chordata; Aves; Anseriformes; Anatidae
Gene: GPR88
Product: G protein-coupled receptor 88
Biological process (GO): G protein-coupled receptor signaling pathway
Cellular component (GO): membrane
Molecular function (GO): G protein-coupled receptor activity
Source: RefSeq, a predicted model, not a curated record
AUGCCCAACGCCUCUUCCUGGAGUGCCAGCUCGCCGCUGCUGCUGCUCUGGGAGGACUCCUCCGGGCCCCGCAUCUUCCUGUCGCUGCUCUACGCGGCCCUCGCUAUCUCAGGGACCUUAUCCAACGUGAUGGUCAUCUACCUGGUGUUCUCCUUCAAGAAGCUGCAGACCACCAGCAACGCCUUCAUCGUCAACGGCUGCGCGGCCGACCUCAGCGUGUGCGCCCUGUGGAUGCCCCAGGAGGCCGUGCUGGGGCUGCUGCCCCCCAACUCCUCUUCCCUGCGCUCGGCCGAGUACCGCCUGCUCCGCGGGGGGCUCCUGGGCCUCGGCCUCACCGUCUCGCUGGCCUCCCACCUGCUGGUGGCCUUCAACAGGUACGUGCUCAUCACCAAGCUGCCCAGCGUCUACCAGGCCCUCUACCAGCGCCGGCACACGGGCUGCAUGAUCGGGCUCUCCUGGGCCCUGGCCCUGCUGCUGCUGCCGCUGCUGCCCGGCCUCUGGACGCCGGGCUCGGCCCCGCAGCCGCCCCCCCGGCAGCCGGCCGGCGGCUCCCGCUACACCGCGCUGCUGCUGGCGCUGGCCGUGCUGGGCCAGACGGCGCUGCUGCUGCACUGCUACCUCGGCAUCGUGCGCCGGGUGCGGGGCAGCGCCAAGCGGGUCAGCGUCCUCAACUUCCACCUCCUGCACCAGCUGCCCUUCCCCGCCGCCCCGCCGCCGCCCCGCCGCGCCCAGCGCCGCCUCAGCAGCGUCUCGGUGCUGCUGCUCUGCUGCGUCUUCCUGCUGGGCACCCAGCCGCUGGUCUGGGUCAGCCUGCUCGCCUUCUUCCUGCGCCCGGCGCCGGCGGCGCUGCAGGCGGCCAGCUGGCUGCUGCUCUGCUCGCUCUCGGCGCUCAACCCGCUGCUCUACACGUGGCGCAGCGAGGAGUUCCGACGGGCGGCGCGCUCCGUCCUGCCCCGCGCCGAGGGCUCGGCCGCCCCGCGACACCCCGCGGCCGCCGCCGCCGGCCCCGCCACCGCCGCCCCGCCCUGCCCGCAGCUGCCGCGGCGCCGGGGCACGGUGUGCGGAGCCCCCGCCGCGCCGCGCUGAGCGCCCCGGGGCCCCGCGGAGCUCGGCGAGGGCAGCCCCGGCGCCUCCGCGCCCCGCCGGCCCCGCUCGCCGCCUGCUGCCCGCCUCACGCCCCUCAGCCCCCUGAACGCGGCAGCGGGCCCGAGCCGCCCCCGAGCUCCUCCAACGGCUUCAGCGUCUGGCCGGGACUCGCUGUAAGCUUGUUUUUCUUGCUUUUAUGAAAUCGGUGUGAUUCUCCGAGCGUUUGAAAUAAGCACUUUGAGCUCCCCGAACACAAGGGCCAUUUGUGGAGAGCUGGCAAAUGUCUCGUGCCCCUCCCCAGAACCCCUCAGGAACCGUUUCCUUGCCCCCCAGCUCUGCCGUCUCAGGGCUCCAUGUGGGACCCUCGUUGACCUCCUCUUUGGCAAACUUCAAGAUGAUGCUAUCUGUGGAAAUUGUUAAAAACAGACACCUUUUUAGUAAUCUGGUUUGGAUUUUUUUUUAAAAAAGCUCUUUAUAUAAGGCCUGUUUUGACAAGGGCCUCAUGCCUGUGGUAAUGCACUCAGUAAAAUAUAACGCAAUAUGGAGACUAGUGCUGUCCUCCUGGCCUUAUCAUCUGUUCGGUUACCAAUUUGUUGUGUUUCUAUUAGAUACGUUAUUGUUGCAGCGGGAUUUCACAGCUUCUGCUAAAUAUAAAAUGACAGAUUUUCUGUGGCGUUUGGAAAGGCGACAGCUCCUCCCACGGAGGGUGGCGAGGGAAAUGGGGCUGGCGGGGAGUGCUGCAGCCGCCUUCCUCUCAGGAACGCACCCGAAACACCGCUGGUUCCCUCUCCUGUGCCUGACCACCUCCUGCCCCUUUUCCAAGCUGAUGCUGUUCUCAUGGUGAUGGUGCUUGGUUUGCCUUCUGGCACACAAGGCUGGAAGGGGGAAUUCUUUUCUGAAUCUGUGGCCGCUGCUCAUUAAAACAAGCAGGGCAGAAACACCUCCGUUGUGCUGUCUUGAGAGGGUGAAUGGACACGGGGAGCAAAGGAGAGUUUCUGCAUUUGAUGACAAGUAUUCAUGUGAGCUUGGCAGUUCUUAGGAGAAUAUUUGGAUGCUAAGACAGUACAGAGGAAAUGAGCACAAUGCUAUCACAUCAAAGGCUACUUGGCCAUAUUUACAGUUCUCCACACUUCACUCACCUUGCGUGCUGUGGCUAAAGUUUCAACAGAAGUUUCUUUUAAAGGAAUAAUUUCAUUUUUUCCUGACUCUUAGACCCAAUUCAAUAUCUAUGAUACACAGAUCUAUAUAUAAAUCCCCCUACCAAUCUUCUAUUUUUCAAAAUAAAUAAAAAAAGUUGCCAUCAUCACAGAAAAGAUUCUUCUUGAGGAUGGGAUUUGACAAAGCCAAUGAGCUACGGCCUCAAAAGGAGAAAAAAUAAAAUGUCUUGAUGUCCUGAUAAUGUAUCCAUAUCUUGAAAACAGCUGUAGUCAUUUACAAGGACCUAUAGGAAAGUAAGAGGAGUUUCCUAGGAUCUGAGGCUGACGGAGUUUCCAACUCCAUGUCAGAGACAGCAUGCCACAUGUGUGACAGCACUGGAAGGGUCGGGAGGGCUAACAAGGAAUCAUGGUCAUAGAAAGUUUGCAAGGUUUAUUUUAUCCACUGUGUGCAUCUGUCUUGGAAAGUACUGUCUUCUUGUAAUCUCACAUCGUAAUCAAAGUGACUGUACUUUUGCUAGCUUUGCGCAGCAAAUGGAGACAAAGGAGAGCUGUUCCAACCACGUCUACACCAAUUCUGGAACAUACUCUGAAUCACUGCCGAAACAAAGCUAAACCAAGGGCCUCCCAGGGCUAAGACGCUGUUCUACUAUGAGGUAAUCCUUGGGCUGGAACCCACAAAAGGAUGAGUGCCACCACUUCCCACCAUAGCUGCAGACACUUGGCAAAGCUCAGUACUGGGCCCAUAAGCAAAGGAACAAACAUUAAAGUAAUCAGCCAGACAACAUCCCCCCUGAUUUUGACUAUGGAACACGGCAGUCUGGAAUUCAAGCAAUAACCUGUUUCAGAAAUCAAUAUCCAAAUGUCAGAAAAUGAACUUCUGGGUUUCUCCCAUAUCAAAUAGCAUGCAAGUUAAAUCUGAAAUGCCUGUAUUUUAUAUAGACAAUGUUUUAAAUGCAAGUAUGUAUAAAAAAUGCUAUAGUGCAAAACGUCAUUCGGCUAUCCUCAUGCUAUGCAUUAAUUCCAGAGAACAGCUGGAAAUCCCUUGGAAAGUUUGAUGUAAUUACAUCUGACUGUAAAUCUUUGACUGUUUUAAUACACUCAGGUGACAUAAAUAGCAUUACGCAGAAAAUAAUUUUAAUUUUAAAUUUCUCUAAUUAAAAAAAAAUAUUCUAAUUUAAAUUUUAAAGAAUUUAAGAAUUUAAAAUAAAAAUGAUGUUAAUUAAAUUAAAUCUUUAAAUUAAGAAUUUUAAUUUUAAUUUAAUUUAAAAAUUUUAAACUUACUGCUCAGAAAAGUCCUGUAUGCCUUGUUCUGCAGCGAUAUUCUUUGUAUUUCCACAUUAUAAAUACUGUGUGGUAAAUCACAACGGAAGCACAGCUUAACUCAACUUUUCCUGCCUCUGUGUUACUGCUUCUUAUAUGAGAAAAUUGAUCGGUCUCAGUUUUUAGCAUUUCUGCUUUUCUUUUUACAGCCAAUACAUAUGUGUCCCCUGCUAGCUUACUGGUGACUUUUCUUCAAUAUGAAUUUGUUAUGUUCACACUACUAAUUGACAGGUGCAAAGCAUGCGUUGCCAGUUGUCCAUUAAAAUGUGCAGGUGCAAGGCAUAUUUGUACUUUUAAAUAUUGUUCUUUAAAAUGUUUCAAACAAUCUUUCAAAAGAUGUAAAUGAAGAUGGCAAUGAAGCGAAGUUGUCUUUUGAUCUGGCAUGGUGCCAAACAAGUUUAGCAUGUCCUCGAGCUUCCCCUCCUGGAAUGACCGGUCAGCUUCAUGAAUAUUGAACGAUGGGUGUGAUUUCACCAAAGUGUUGAAUUUCUUAUACGGCAGUGCAAAUGCAUCACGUUAUUCAUGUGCAGCAGGUGCCUAUUCCUUUGCUAUUUCCUCAGGGCUUCUGGAAAUGAGCAGCUAGCAGUCAGUAACAAGCUGGAUGAAUUGUGGUCAGUUGUAUUGGUCUGGCUUGAAACAGCCAUUUGGUAUUACAACCAAAGUAAAUUUGCCUGUAAUUUAGCCACUCAGUUUGUGAUUUGCCUAUGCAGAAAUACAGCCUUUCCCUGCGGGACCAGCUCUUUGCAGGUAAAAUUGUCAUGCUUCAGAACUACACCCCAAGGCAGGUGUUAACAAAUACAGCUAUUUGUGAAAAAGCUUGCAGGGGCUGUUUGUGAAGUCACAGUUUGGACCAAAUCAUUUGAAGUUAUCUGUAAUUUAAGGUAGUUGUAAAAAGCCUUGAGCUCUUUUGUGUAAUCAGGUAGCUCCAAUAAUACGGACCUCCACCAAAACUGGACAAUUGUUGCCCUAGACAAAGGUGCCAUGAACAAAGUAAGGCUGGGAAAAUGUGACAAGAGGAGAUAAAGAUGGCAGGGAGAGGGCACUAACAGUGUGAUCCUGAGAAACAGUACAGAGAAAAAGGUCAAAAAGCCAAAAGAGGCCUGGGAUUAUGAUGAAAUAAACCCUAUAAAAUUGUUUGAUUCCUUAUACGGGUGAGAAAACAGAAUUCUAUACUUUUCUUAAUAAGUAAGACUGCACAGUUGCAUUCUCAAUUUCUUCUUUUAACAAACACACCAGCAGAUUUUCAUUAAUCUCUAGCAUCAAAAAAGACUACCAGUAUGAAUUGCAUCAGAGUUCUUAUGGAGACUACAUUCAUCAGCACUACUGGACUUACAAGCAGGAAUAAGAGCUUACCUCUGGAUUCAGUCAGCCAUAAGCACACUGUGAACCUUUUUUUCUAACUACCAAAUUGAUGCUAUUUUUAAAAAAACCCACAUACAGAUUAUUUUCAAAUGAAGACGUUUAAGUGUAGCAUUUCAUUAGAGAAAAAGUGACAACAUAUACUUUAGCUUUCCAUUUCAUCUUAAAUCACAUAACUAGAUUAUUGCAGUAUUCUUUAAAUUCAGAAGUCCCUUUCCCAAACGGCAGCGAAAAUAGCUUUUCUCGUGACUGUUUAACUUCUAAGAAAGCUACCUUUUUUGCUCUUUUAUGUCAAUCCUUCCCAUGCACUGUCAUCAUUUUACCAGGGUAAUAGUCUCCUUUCUCGCUUUUUCUUUUUCUCCUUUUCUCUCUUUCUCUCCUUUUUCACUAUUUUCUGUAAUUUCCCUCACUAAGGGCAGAGCACUUGAUCCUGCUGAUCAAGGAAUGACUUGAGCAGUGUAAGUCUGGGGAGACAAAUGUAAACUAAAACUAAAAAAACUGAGGGAGAAGUCCCACAUGCUUAAGUUUCUACUGAAGGCUAAGAAGUAGUUGAAGGUGUGCCUUUUUGCUGUGUAGAGUAGUGGAUAAUGCUGUCUGUAUUACAGAUAUUCACAUUUGAUUAAGGCUAUGUAAAAAAAAAAAAAAAAAAACAAAAAAAAAAAAAAAACCUAAAGUGAUACAGAAAAAAAAGUUACAAAUAGUUUGAAGGUUGGAGAAAAACAUUCAUUGUUAACAUGCAUUGCGAUUAACUCAUUACAGCUGAGCUUCUGGGAAGCAUUCUGAGGAAGAGCAAACUACCUGUUGGAGGGGGAGCUCGAGCCCCACAGGGGAGCUGUAUGGCAUCAUAGGCUUCAGCAUGCUGAACUGUUGCCUCUGUGGGACAAAGGGUUAAAAUAACAAAUAACAAAACUGUGCCUCGCCAACAUUUUACAGUAUUCUUUAAACACCUUUUUUUCUCUACUUUUGUGGGAUCAACCUCUGCUUCAAAAGAUUUCCUCCUUCUUUAGAAGUGACAGCAGCUGAAACCCAUAUUUAUUAUCAAUUAAAAAAGAAACACAAAAAAAGAAAGAAUAAUUAUUAUUCUCACUAACUAGCUCCUAUAGUUCAAAGACCAAGGUACAAAGAACAAAGACAGAGCUGCUGUUAGUGAAAAGCUUCGCUUAGACCAAAGAUGCCUUGUGCUCGGGAGCAGUCCGACAAAGUGAAGCAGCUGCUGGUCGUAGAGCCAUACUGCAGGAGGCUGUUGCAUUUGCCAUUUUCAGAGUGGACAUGCUGGCGCUGUUAGGGAAAGGCCAAAUUUCAAUUACUGCAGCAGGAUUUGGCCUCUCUGAUCCAUUCCCUUUCUUCCCAAGGGAUCAGAGAGCAGCUGAGUGAGGGAAGUUAAGUGUAGUAGUCCUGAGGGAGACACAGAAAGAACUACUAUGCCUGGAAGAAAUCUCUUCAGUAUCUUAAUUUUUUAUUCAGAGCUUUAUGAAGUUAACAUCUCAGAUGGAAAUUUCUUAAUAGCUGUCUUCAGGCUGCCUGGAGUCUUCACCUGUCCUGUGACAUUCUCCGUGCAGAAUUAAAAAUGCAGAUAUGCAUCAGGCAAGAUCUUCAGCCAUCCUGAUCAUUUCUGAAGCUGAUGAUGUGAUGGAGGUGCAGUGUCAGUCUGAAGGCAACAAAGUGAGCAUUAGCUACAGAAGAAAACUAUUUUUAAAUGUAAGAAUUUGAGAGACAAAUCUGGUGAAUCAAGCAAUAGCCAGAGUUUCGAAGAGCAUUGCAGACUUUGUUUCCUGUUUAUUCCACUGAGUGAGAUGUCCUCUUUGUUUUCUUCUGUCCCCUUUGUCUGCCUUACCUCAGGGUACCUCAGUGCUGGAACAGCUGCUUUCCUCUCACCCUCGAGCCUCUGGCACUGACUUUUAUAUCAUUUCAUAAACAUCGUUUCUGUGAUUCCUUAUAAACUUCAUAUUUUUCAUUCCAAGACCUAGUGAAAUGGCUGUAUUGUAGCUGUGGAGACAGGAGCAGCAGGGUUUGAGCAGAGGUAAUGUCAAGAAAUACUGUUAAGAUAUUACACAUUUACCUUAAAGCUAUUACUCCUUUGUUUUCUGUUGCAUUUCAUCCCUUGCUAUCUAUGCAUGUUGGGAUAGCUUCACUGCAGGAGAUGCCUUUUCCAUAAACAUGUCUCAUUUAGUUAAUCAUUUUUUAUAAAGGUAGUAGUAAAAUCUUGCAGAAUUUGGAAUUUGCAGCCGCAUUAGCUCUUCCAGUGAGCAUAACUGUGCCUGUUUCAUUCAAUAGAACGUCUUCUUUUACUGUAGUUUUUUUUUUUUUUUUUUUUUCCCAGUUGUGGCAUUAUUUCUCUCAGGCUGAUUAAAUCAGGGAGUUGGUAGACUGCAAACUGGGAAAACAAAAGCACAGCCUCACUUCUGCUUUUUUGACUUCAAGGCAAAGGCACUUUUCGUAAGUCUUGCAGUGACAAUCAGCUUUUUUGUGUGUGUGUGGUAUUAAAACAAGACAGUAGAACUACCUAUCAUGUUAAAAUAAAAGAGACAAAGUGGAUCACAAAAAAUAUUCAUUGUAUAUGAUGAGUAAAUGUGAACUCUCUGGAUUCUGCAGUAGAUACCUUGCUUGGCUUUUUGCUGUUUAUUGUAACUGUUAUGUACAUACUAACAAGAUUAGGCAAUUCACACUCAAAUAUAACAAGUGAUGGAUCUGAGCUGAAUUAAAGGCAUGAUUUUUUUUCUAUCUCAUGCAUCAUUAAAUAUUGCUAUUGUACUGUCUACUGAUGAUCUAUAUUAUACCUGUCACCUGAUAGCAACCACGGUCGUUAUGGUAAUGUCAAGAUUUUGAUUAUAGUCCCUUCUGCGAUGUAGGCAUCCUAUGCUUAAAAAUGUGUUGUUGAGAUGGUAGUGUCCCAUUCUUGGUCUUGACCCAAACACGAAUACAUUCUGAGGUUUUUGAUGGAGAGGUAAUUUAUUUCUGAGCUACUGUCAUUCAUUCAAGGACUAUUCUAUACUUAUAUGUAUAUAUGUGUGCGUGUAUAAUAAAAAAAAAAAAUAUAUAUAUAUAUAUAUAGCCUUUUGAACUACCUUUUUUCUUAAUUUGAUAUGAACAAAAUUUGUAGGAACUUCUUAUCCCUUGCCAAGUAACCCUUUGGCUGAGUUUGGGAAUUUAAGACUAUCAAAGACCACAGCUGUUACUCAGAGAUCAGCGAAACCACUAAAAUGCUUGCUGGACAGCAUGUGCCCGUGUGUCAGAUAAGGCCAUACCGAUUUGCGACACAGUGCAGGUAGCGCCCCGUGUUCAGAGCGCGGCUCCUGGGGCACAGCCCAAAACCUCGGAUGCCCAGAGGCUGAUCAGGGAACCAGAGCCAGGAGGGCGCUGAGACCCGCGCUGCCUGGGCUGUGCUCAGCAGCCGGUGCAGGUAGAGGAAGACUGGCCAGGGAAUAAAAGACAUCAUUCCACGGGGUGGUCGGGUUUCUGUGGAAUUUAAGGGCAGAAUUCUGAGAAUCGGUUUUAGGUCAUUAUCCGUUAUCUUCAGAUUUUCUUACCAUUGUUGGUCUAUUUCCUUCUAGAUUAGGGAGACAGUUGUUUAUUUAAUUCUAAGGAAAAAAGUCUCUCAUUCAUAUACAAAUGCGUAAACCAGUUAUCUUCCCAAAUGGGAAUGCAUUCCGAGGAAUCUUUGUGAAUGUAAUUCUGUCAGCAAAGGGAAGAUAAAGCAGCAGUUAAAAACAAAAGCACAUUGCAUGUAAACCUAAGGGUCUUGUAACUGUUACCUCAUUUUCUAAUAUCUAUAACUGUAAAAAUUAUGUUAAGGUAAUGAAUAAAAUAGCUGAUUAUACAUUAAUUUUAUCUGUAAUUUGAAAAUUAUUAUGAUCACCACACUCAGGAUUGAAUGGCACAAACAGCUUUUCAUUUCUGAUUGAGGUCUCUGUAGAAAUGCUGCAGUGUUGUUUUGCUUUCUGUCCUCAUCACUUACACAGUGCUGUGUUGAAAUACUACAUUUUAUUGAUUUCAAAACAAAAAACGCUGGUAACUUGUUGUAAUACAUUUUUGGUAAUAUUUUUACACAGUGUUUGGUUUCGAGCACAACUGUACAUUUUCUGUGCCAGCCCUCCCCAGGCUAACAUACAUCCCAUUAUGUGAAUGCUUUUGUUCAGACAGUCUACGAGCAAACUCUUGCCAAGGAUGUCCGUCACCAUGCCCAGUGAUGGCAGGGUUGUCUUCAGAUAUUCAGCAAGGGUUUCUGAUGCUAGUGGGUGCUGUCAGCAGUGAGGGCGGCUGGCUGUGUGCAGCAGAACAAGGCCAGCCAGCCAGUGUGCAGGAGGGAAGUGACCGCUUUGUUCUCCCUCACAGAAGCCAGUUGCAAAGGAUCACAACUCUGCAUCCCUGUAGAAAGUGCUCAGUGAUGUGACUACACACCGAGUAGCACAUUUAUCCUCAUAUCUCCCCAGACUUCCAGUGAAGUUAUGUGAAAAGGAAGAUAGGGCAGUGGAAUCUCAGCUUGUCCAUUAUUUAAGGCUUAAAGCCUUAGUUCACCCUGACCGUUUAAGAAGUUUGUUUGAUGAGUAGAAUUUAAUGGAGAAUCUUUAUCUUGCCAUUGAGCGUGAAGUAAGAUUCGGAAGACUUGGCUGUUUCACUGCCCACUGCUGCUGGGCAUUGGCAGCACAAGUCCGUGUAAUGAUCCAGUGUGGAUGAAUUGAACCAUGUGGGAGACACAGCAGGAGAUAUACCUCCUAGUAGGAGGCACAGCAGUGAAUUAGGAAGAAGGAUCAAGAGCAAGGGUGGAUCUUGUGUAUUCCCAGCUCACCCCAAGCUGCUGAGGGCAUGAGCCAGACCUGGAGACUUCAUCUGCUGUUCUGCUGUGUCCUUUGGUAAGGGGACUGGGUUUGUUGCUGUCUGCUUGUGUAUAGGGAUGUCCCACUCACAUUGCCAAGGCAAAGGCAACCCAGGCAGCUUUCAGUGCAUCUCAGAUUCCAGAUAUUCAUCUGGAAAAUGGGAAAUCCAUUACUUGAAAAGGGUUCCUAUUUCACACAGCUUGUUACGAGUUGUGGUGGAUCAUUUCAUGUCUGCUCGGUAAUUCUUAUAAAAGAGCCUUUGUUACUAAGGAAAGAGGCACAAAAAAACCCUCAUAUGAAUUAAAAGUGUCUUUGUCCAUUUAUUUUUUUCCUUUCUUGACACAUCAGGGGAUCUUCCAAAUCUUUUCAAGUAUUGCCUCUUUGGGAGCAGGGAUUGUUUUAGAACUGCCUUCAGCAAUGUGAGAGGAUUUAGCCAUGCUGCCCUUGAUGUCCUGUGAAGUUUGUAUUAGUAUUGGUGUGGUGCCAGAGCUUCAGCUGAGGCACAGGUAGGUUGCCUAGAGCAUUGGGAUGGAUCUUGAUUUUCCACUUUGGAGGGAAGGUGUUAGUGUGUUCCAAAGGAAAAUCCAGAUCUUAGUCUCCCAGUUUUAAAUGGGUGAUCAGAGAGGAGUUCCUUGAGAGGCCGGUAAUUUUGUCCUCUUAUUCAGUUAUACGUCUAGAGAAAUAGUCGAGGGUAUCGACAGUUACAUUAACAAUGGCUCCCUGGGACUCUUCCUUUUGUUACAGCUGUGGAUAGAGUCCAGCAGAGAAUUACUGAGGUCAGGAGAAGCUAGAUGGCACUAUGGUCCAAAGAGAUCUUGUGCUGCUGCAGCUGAACAGGAUGAAGCUGUGCAAGUCAUCUGGUCUACAACACCUCUGGAUUUUCACAGAUACCAGCAAAAACAGGGUCAGAAUCCCUGAAAUGGAAUGAGAGAGGGAACAGGGUUUCCACUGAUGCAGCUUUUGUUUUUUAACACUGACAGCAAAUUGAAUAGUUUAGGAAACAGGUUUAUAUUUAAGUGUAUGGACAAGAAAGAGAAAAUUGCAGAUGUAAAAUGGCUUUAAGAUUAUCUGCACAGAUAAAACUGAGAAAUAGGUAGUGCAUCAUUGACAUAACAUUACUUAUGCAUAUUUGUUUAUUUUAAAUGUACAUUCAGAUUCUUCUGCUCAAAUAUGUUAGUAAAUGCGGAAGUAGAUAAGUUAUGCACCACAUCUGUGCGGUUACAGGAAACAAACAUCUUUAUGUGGUCCAGAAAACUGGAGGGGAAAAAUUCCUCCCUGAUCCACUUAUAAAUGUCAUUGCUCAUUUUUUGAAGGAUGGAGCACUGCCAAAUAUGAAUGUUGUACAAGUAAAUGUCUGAGCUAGUUAGUGUAAGACACUCAUAAAGUUAUCUUUAUCUGCACAUAUUUUAUUUUUCAUAUGUUGAUUGUCUUAAUUUUAAAAAUUUUUAAAAAUGUUAGUUUUUAAUUUCUAGAACAAAAUGAUUUUUUAUUAAUUUAUAGUCAUGUUUAGUUAGCUAAUACGUGUAAUUCAUCCAUUGGUAUUUUUAUUAGAAGUUAAAGUCAGACAAGAUAUAUUAAUAUGAUUCUUAAUAAAAUUGUAAGGCCAAGCAAAGCUUGUAUUUCACCUCUAAUUGGUAUUUAAGAAUACAAAGAGGCAAUAUAAGCUUAGGUAUUCCUUAUAACAACGUCAAAGUUAUUAAAAAAGCAAAACUCAUAAACAAAAAUAGCCCUAAGCUGUGGAAAUCUGGGGAGGUCUUAUUUAAUACUGAGUUUAAAGAAAAUCUGAGCAUUUGAAAGUAAAUAACAUCCAGGCAGCCCAAUAACUUUGUGUCUAGGGUGAAGCCAGCCUCCAGGCUUGUUCAUUAGUGCUUUUGCUCACGCCGUGAGGGGGCCAGCACUGAGCCAGUGCUAUGUUUGGACUAAGUUCCUCUGCUACAGCCAUGGGCCUGUCACAAAACACAGGCACUAAAUGACUGGGCAUGUAGGAAUUUGUCAAGGCAGAAGGUAGCCAUGAGAUACCAUACUGUGCCUUCAGGGUUCAGUACACCCGUAGUGUGACAGUAACAGGCAUGGAUAGUGACAUUAAUUUGGAAACGCCAGAAAAGCUUUGAGGUUAGUCACUGGUUGGGAGGACUCUGAGGAACUUCAGGGGAACCUGCAGAAAGGACUAGCAAGUUCAAAUGAAAAGCUUAAUAUAAUUACAGAAUUUUAAUCCGUACACAAUCACAAACCUGUAUUACAAAUACGGGCAGUGACUAGCAGCUGGAAGAGAAAGUGCUGAGGAGUAGGACUGAAGCAGAGAAAAUGAGGUUGAAAGGAAUAGGAGAACAAGUCACCUCCUUAGGAGUGAAACUGAGCUAGUGGACAUAGCCAAGAUGAAAUAGUGGCAUGGAUGCCAGAAGGAAGUUUAUCAAAAUUACUUCAGGAGAGGCUCGAAAAGAGGGAAUCAUCUGUAGACAGAAGGCAUAGUGGAAGAAAGAGGUCAUUGAAGAGGUCAUUGUACAGAAAGUCUGCAGAGAAGCAGGUCCAUAUGAACUGGCCGUGAGAUUGGAAAUGUGAAGAACCAGGCUAUUGGAACAACUGUAUGCUUGAAUAGCUUUCCCUUGGGCUAGCAGAGAGCCAACAAAUCGAUUGCCUUUAAUAUGGCACUGACUUUAAAAAAAAAAAAAAAAAAAAAAAAAAAGUGAAAUGAAUUACAGAGCAAUUAUUUUUGAGAUCUUCCUCCCAUUUCAGAAUGCAUUGAAUUUAUCAGCUCCUGUUCUAUUGUGUAUUUGAUGAUUCAGGAGUUCUUUUUAGCCCCCGUGCUCAGUAUCAGUGUGCUAGGAGGACAUGUUUGAAGAUCAAGUGGGGAAAACGAUGCUUUCUGAGGGGUGGAAAUCUUAAAGAGUCCUCUAUGACCAGCAUGGCUAACUGGAGGGAUUUAGGAAGAAAAUUCAGAAUAAAUUAUAAGAAAAUACAAAAUCUUUCCCUUAUGUCAACAACGUGUGAAAAGCUCUGGUUCCUGUUCACACCAUGUAGAAACGCCACCUACUUGCUGCUCUGCCCAGUGUUUGCAUUGAAUACCCAGAUGCUAUAUAUUACACAGGAAAAGGAGCACUUUCCAGUAAGUAGCAUCGUUCCUUCAGCUUACAUUAACACACAGCAAAUAAUGAGUCUUGUCCUUUAUUCAUGUGUGACUACUGCUUUAUUACGGUGCAGUGUCUCAUUUGGCACCUGACUUUCAAGAUCUGGCUGGAGGUUUCAGCCUGGUACAUCACUUACAUAGCUCUAAGUUUUGCUUUGUGCUGCCUCAGCAGCAGGAAGGACCAUCCACAGAGUACUGCCUGACCUAAAACAUUUCUUUGCUUUUCUUCUUUUGUCGCUCAAGUGCUUUCCUCCUAGAAUUCAAGGAAACUCUAAUUUUCUGGUUUCUGAUGUGUCAAAUCCUUUUAAAGAAGUGUGGAUGUUGGCUGAACCUUCUGCAGGUUCAGUCUAUAAUGGAUCAGCUGAAUGGAAGCCAAGAAGUUCUCUGAUGUCUACUAUAAGCCAAGGGUCAUGUUGUAUAUGGUGCAAAAUGCAUGCAUGGUGACAGGAAGCAGACUUUUCCCUAUGUUUUAAAUAAACAAUAGCAGAUCCAAUUUCUAGUUAUUGGUGAUAGGAAGAUCUCCUUGUUCUGUCUGAUUUCUGUUUCCUGUAACUCUGUAUAAGGUACAUCUCAUUCAUGUUUGCUGUCAUUAUUUGUAUUUUCUAAAUGUGUGAUGCAGCAAGUUCUUAAAAAUAACCAUCAACUUUGUAUUUGUUUCCAAGAAAAUGCUGAUGCUUAAAUAAAGUACUAAUUUUGGAUUGCA